CACACCAAAUCUUAAUUUCUAUCCCACAUUUCACCAUACAAAAACACACAAACUCACACACAAAAGCCAUUGAGUUAAGAUGUCUGUCUCCCAUUCUUUCGCAGCUUCGGCUACCUUCGGUGGCCUCGGCGGUUUUUCCCGUCCAGCCGCCGCCAUCAAACAGUGGCGCUGCCUUCCACGCAUCCAAUGCCACGCGGCCGAGCAAUCUCAAUCUCCGUCGACGACGUUGAGGAGGUCGGGAAAUUACCAGCCCAGCAUAUGGACUCACGACCGCAUUCAAUCUCUCACUUUUAGCCACACAGCGGAUGAGGACGAUCACGCUGAGAGAAUUAAAUUACUCAAGAAUCAAACUAGCAAAGUGAUGGAAGAGAAGAAAGGUCAAUUGGAGGAGCAGCUUCAGCUCAUCGACCACCUGCAACAGCUCGGAGUGGCUUAUCACUUUAAGGAUGAUAUCAAGGACACCUUGCGAGGGUUUCAUGCUUCUUUCGAGGACAUAGGCUCCCAGCUCAAGGACAAUCUGCACGCCUCAGCGCUGCUCUUUAGGCUUCUCAGAGAAAACGGCUUCUCUGUUUCCGAAGAUAUAUUCAAGAAAUUUAAAGACGAGAAAGGCCAGUUCGAAGACCGGCUCCACAGCCAGGCCCAGGGAUUACUGAGUUUGUACGAGGCUUCUUACCUUGAAAAAGACGGCGAGGAGUUAUUGCAUGAGGCCAGGGAGUUCACAACCAAGCACCUCAAGAACCUCUUGGAGGAAGAAGGAGCUUUGAAACCUGGUUUGAUCAGGGAGCAAGUGGCCCACGCGUUGGAGCUCCCGCUGAACUGGAGAUUCCAGCGAUUGCACACGAAGUGGUUCAUUGGGGCAUGGCAAAGGGAUCCUGCUCUGCUUUUGUUGGCCAAGUUAGACUUCAACGCACUGCAGAACAUCUACAAGCGAGAACUUAGAGACGUCUCAAGAUGGUGGACGGAUCUUGGGCUUCCCCAGAAGCUGCCAUUUUUCAGAGACAGGUUGACCGAGAACUACUUAUGGACCGUCGGCUUUGCAUUCGAGCCAGAUAGCUGGGCUUUCAGGGAGUUGCAAACAAAAACUAAUUGCUUCGUAACAAUGAUCGAUGACGUUUACGACGUUUAUGGAACGCUCGAUGAGCUAGAACUAUUCACGGAUAUUAUGGAGAGAUGGGAUGUUAACGCGAUCGAUAAGCUCCCAGAGUACAUGAAACUAUGUUUUCUAGCCGUCUUCAACACGGUAAAUGAUGCAGGAUACGAAGUCAUGAGAAAUAAGGGAGUAGACAUAAUACCUUACCUCAAGAGGGCGUGGGCAGAAUUGUGCAAAAUGUACAUGAGGGAAGCUAGAUGGUAUGGCGCAGGGUAUACACCGACGCUGGAUGAGUAUUUAGACGGCGCAUGGAUAUCGAUAUCAGGCGCGUUGGUACUGUCGGCAGCUUACUGCACGGGCAAAGAUCUCACGAAGGAGGACUUGGAUAAGUUCUCCACUUACCCUUCCAUUGUGCAACCCUCCUGUGUGCUUUUUCGACUCCAUGACGAUUUGGGAACCUCCACGGAUGAGCUGGCGAGAGGAGAUGUGCAGAAGGCGGUGCAGUGCUGCAUGCACGAGAGGAAGGUGCCGGAGGCAGUUGCCAGUGAGCAUAUCAAGCAAGUGAUGGAGGCGAAAUGGAGGCUGCUGAACGGGAACCGGGUGGCGACGUCGUCGUUCGAGGAAUAUUUCCAGAAUGUGGCGAUUAAUAUCCCUCGAGCGGCACAAUUCUUUUAUGGAAAGGGAGAUGGAUAUGCGAAAUCGGAUGGAGAAACCCAGAAACAAGUCAUGUCGUUGUUGAUCGAGCCUGUCCAGCUCUGAUUAUCUAUAUGCAUGUGAUAAUGCAUAACAAGUCAUGCAUAAUAAGGACGUAUACUUAUAAUCAAACUCGUGUAAGUACUGUUAUAAAAAUUAAAUAAUAAUAUUGAAAAUAUUAAAAGUUA
This is a messenger RNA of Zingiber officinale, 1971 nucleotides long. Its product is annotated as terpene synthase 10-like. The transcript has 7 exons. The record is from RefSeq and is a predicted model, not a curated record. Gene Ontology annotation, biological process: diterpenoid biosynthetic process. Gene Ontology annotation, molecular function: terpene synthase activity; magnesium ion binding. Lineage: Eukaryota; Viridiplantae; Streptophyta; Magnoliopsida; Zingiberales; Zingiberaceae. Bases 80 to 1849 code for a protein of 589 amino acids.